CUUCCGUUGACUGUAGCUUUGAAUGGAAAAGAGCCUUGCGCCCCCUCGCCUAUCCCAUCCGCUGCAAUGCGGCUCAAGAGACAUGUCCAGCUCCUUGAGUCGACAUUGAAACAUGUCUCGGCCCGCCCAUUCCUCUCAUCGCAAUGCAAUCGUUGCCACUUCUCCUCAACAUCGGGGGCCAGCUCCCCAGAGCAGAUUGCUGUCCUGGGCGGCGGCAUCUCUGGACUUUCAAGCGCAUACUUCACUGCUUUAGAGUUCCCGAACACUAAGAUAACCAUAUAUGAGAGAAGCGAAGAGCUUGGGGGUUGGAUAAGGUCGAAGCGGGUCAAGGUGCCCGGCGGGGAAGUCGUGUUUGAACAGGGUCCGAGGACGCUGCGUCCUGCGCAGAACAGCUUGGUCACGGCGAUGAUGAUUGAUUAUCUAGACCUCCGUUCCCAGGUCCUAUUCACACAACAAAAUUCCGCUGCAGCACGAAACCGCUACAUUUACUACCCCGACAGACUCCUCCUCCUACCGGCCCCUGGUAGCAAUGAUCCACUGGUCAACUGGCUGAGGCUAGCUAACAGCGGGCUGCUGGAUGGAGUAUGGAAAGUUCUAACAGAGGCGUGGAAACCAGGUCGGCCGGCAAACAUGACUGACGAGUCCCUCGGGUCGUUCCUCAGCCGCAGAAUCGAUAAACGGCCUGUGCAGAACAUCGCCUCUGCCGUCAUGCAUGGCAUAUACGCUGGAGAUAUAUGGCAGUUGAGUGCGAAAACUCUGGCGGGUUGGUUGUGGCACCAAGAGGGCAGGUCAGGGAGUAUAACGAGGGGAUUAUGGAGGAUGAAUGAGGUUGAUCCGCCCGUAAAAGGCUUUCUGGCGUUGCGGCAUCCAUACGAUGUGGACCUAUUUAGAGAGAUGCGCGCGGAAACGGAUGGUAUUCCUACGGACUUCAUACAGCAGCUGGCGUCUUGCAGCACUUUCAGCUUCAAGAAUGGCUUGUGCCAGUUGACUGAUAGCCUGGAGGCGUGGCUCGAGAAGGACUCGAAUGUCACCAUCAAGAAGGGCUGUCGUGUUAAUUCGUUUACAAAAGCAAAAGACGGUUUGCAGCAGGUUGUCGUCGAUGUUGGGGACGACCCAAACCGAACAACCCAUAACUACGACCUCGUCAUUUCCACCCUCCCCACCCCAGACGUGACAGACUACGUCACCGUUAUGACCGUCAACCUCUACUUUCCAACCCCCAACCUCACUCCCGUCCAAGGCUUCGGCUACCUAAUCCCCCAAAGCGUCCCCUUUGAGCAGAACCCUGAGCGCGCUCUGGGCGUAAUAUUCGACUCCGACGCUAUCACCGGCCAAGACACAGCCCCUGGCACAAAACUCACCGUGAUGCUCGGCGGGCAUUGGUGGAGUGGAUGGCAAUCCUUUCCUUCCUCCUCUGAAGGCGUUGAAAUGGCCAAAUCAGUCAUCCGUCGCCACCUCAAAAUCACAGAAGAACCUAUCGCUGUCAAUGCGACGCUAUCCGAAAAUUGUAUCCCACAGUAUACGGUUGGGUAUGAGGAACGAUUGAAAGGUUUUGCGAUCGGAGCGCAGAACGAAUUUGGGGGGAGGUUAAGAGUUGUUAGCAAUCAGUUUAACGGGAUUGGGGUCAAUGAUUGUAUUACAGGUGCUUGGGAUAUGGCGCGGAAUUUGAGGGGGGAGGGGUGGAAAUCGAAGAGUUGUGGGUUGGAUCGUGUGCUGGAUGAGAGGCCUUGGGUUCCGGCGGAGCAUUGGUCGCCCUAUGUAAGGAAGAAGGAAUAGGUGGAUCAUGCCACGUGCUUUGUACGUGUAUUGGGAUGUGUCAGGUUCAUGAGGGUGAAUAGAAUUGUACAAUUAUAC
Lindgomyces ingoldianus is the source of this 1854-nucleotide messenger RNA. RefSeq names its product Protoporphyrinogen oxidase. Gene Ontology annotation, biological process: heme biosynthetic process. The transcript has 3 exons. Gene Ontology annotation, cellular component: mitochondrial inner membrane. NCBI's taxonomy places the organism in Eukaryota, Fungi, Ascomycota, Dothideomycetes, Pleosporales, Lindgomycetaceae. The coding region runs from base 67 to 1776 and encodes 569 amino acids. Gene Ontology annotation, molecular function: protoporphyrinogen oxidase activity, oxygen as acceptor. The record is from RefSeq and is a predicted model, not a curated record.